Ixodes scapularis (black-legged tick) is the source of this 462-nucleotide messenger RNA. RefSeq lists its product as uncharacterized. The transcript has 4 exons. Lineage: Eukaryota; Metazoa; Arthropoda; Arachnida; Ixodida; Ixodidae. The record is from RefSeq and is a predicted model, not a curated record. Gene Ontology annotation, molecular function: sequence-specific DNA binding. The coding region runs from base 1 to 462 and encodes 153 amino acids.
AUGUUUGGCUAUGGCAACUACUGCUGCAUAGCCUGGUGUAGAAACAAUGGAAGAACGCGAAAGACGCCAGGAACAAAGUUCUUUCGGGUUCCCCGGGACGACAGGUCGAAGGCCUGGAUCCAGUAUGCGAACAGGGACGACCUUCUGGGUAAACAAGCGACUGAGCUGUUCAUGAAGUAUCGCAUCUGUAGUGAUCACUUCUUAGCACGAGACUUCAUGAGUCCUGCAAAAACGAGGCUGACAAGAACUGCAGUGCCUUCUGUUCGCCUCGAGGCUCGACGGGAAACUGGCACAGUUCAAGGCCAUAAGGAGGCGACCACUUCUGGCAGCACACCCUCAACCGGCUGGCCCUUGGCUUCUUCAAUGGUUGCCCAUGACCACAUCGAGGCGACCACUCCUGGCAGUACACCCUCCACCAGCUGCCCCUUGGCUUCUUUAGUGGGUGCCCAUGGUAAGAGUUAG